AUGGCGGAAGGCAAUGACAAGAGCUCCAACCCCAUGCGGGAACUCCGCAUCGCGAAGCUGGUGCUGAACAUCUCGGUCGGCGAGUCUGGCGAUCGUCUCACCCGCGCUGCCAAAGUGCUGGAACAACUGUCUGGCCAAACGCCCGUCUACAGCAAAGCCCGCUACACCGUCCGCUCCUUCGGCAUCCGCCGCAACGAAAAGAUCGCCGUGCACGUUACGGUCCGGGGUCCCAAGGCCGAGGAAAUCCUCGAGCGCGGCCUCAAGGUCAAGGAGUACGAGCUGCGCAAGAAGAACUUCUCCGAUACCGGCAACUUCGGCUUCGGCAUCUCCGAACACAUUGAUUUGGGCAUCAAGUACGACCCCGCGAUCGGUAUCUAUGGGAUGGAUUUCUACUGCUGCAUGGGACGGCCGGGUGCGAGGAUUGCGAAGCGGAGACGGGCCAAGGCCAAGGUUGGACGCGGCCACCAGGUCAGCAAGGAUGAUUCCAUCAAGUGGUUCAAGACACGGUUCGAGGGUAUUGUCCGAUAG
This is a messenger RNA of Cladophialophora yegresii CBS 114405, 528 nucleotides long. Its product is annotated as 60S ribosomal protein L11. NCBI's taxonomy places the organism in Eukaryota, Fungi, Ascomycota, Eurotiomycetes, Chaetothyriales, Herpotrichiellaceae. Gene Ontology annotation, biological process: translation. Gene Ontology annotation, molecular function: structural constituent of ribosome; RNA binding. The record is from RefSeq and is a predicted model, not a curated record. The coding region runs from base 1 to 528 and encodes 175 amino acids. The transcript has 2 exons. Gene Ontology annotation, cellular component: cytosolic large ribosomal subunit; ribosome.